AAGCACAGCAAAGCAAACGGUGGAGGAGAUAGAGAGAUAGAGAUGGAGAUGGAGGUAACAAUAAGAAGAAGAGAGAGAAAGAGAAAGAUCAAUGACGACGAGCGUGAUUCCAGAAAUUUGCUGAGCCAGCAAGAAGAUGCGGAUGCGGAAGGUGGCGGGUCCCACGCCUUAAACCAAGCUUUAAUCCUUCUCCUCCUCCUCCAUUUCCACAAAUCCACUUCUCUCUCUCUCCCUCUCUCCCUAUGCGAUCCUCAAUCCUCACGGAAAUCGGAACUAAUCUCUAAUCGGAAGUGUUAAUAUCGGCUGCUCUUUGUUCAUAUCAAUAUGAUGAGCAACAACAACAAUACCAGUAAUUUGCCACCUAUUUUCAUUGACGGGAACCAAUUACAAUACCAUACUAAUACAUCGAAUCAGCUUCAGUUGUUUGGAAAUUUACCAGUAGGAUAUAAUUGUUAUGGGAAUGACAGAAAUACGUCUGUCAUUCAACCCAACAAGAGAAGAAGUAGGGAAACAGAAAAUAUCUCAUUACAACAGAAGGUUCAGAUUUCCCUAAACUAUAAUGUUUACAAUGAUGAAACUGACCGAUCAGGAAGUAUGCCAAACAAGAAUCCCGUGUCUACUGGUUUAAGAUUGGCGUAUGAUGAUGAUGAACGCAAUUCAUCUGUUACUUCUGCAAGCGGAAGUAUGACUGCAGCACCUUCAAUGAUUAUGUCUCUUGGUGAUAACAUUAGGACUGAACUCGAUAGACAAAAUGAAGAACUUGAUCAUUAUAUCAAGAUUCAGGAAGAAAACCUAACGAAGGGAGUUCGAGACAUGAAGCAGAGACACAUGGCUUCGUUCUUAACGGCAAUAGAGAAAGGAGUGAGCCAGAAACUACAGGAGAAAGACAUGGAAAUAGAAGGCAUAAACCGCAAGAACAGAGAUUUGGUAGAGAAAAUAAAACAGGUAGCUAGUGAAGCCCAAAACUGGCACUACAGGGCAAAGUACCAUGAAUCAAUGGUGAAUGUUCUAAAGAAUAACCUCCACGAAGCAAUCUCGAAGGGGGCGGCGGAUCAAGCAAACAAGGAAGGGUUUGGUGACAGCGAUCAGGUAGACGAUGCAGCAUCAUUUGCUGCAGCAGAUCAGAACAACAAUUACAUGAACAUGAACAUGAUUUGCAGAGGAUGCAAAGGAAAAGAGGUAUGUAUGUUGUUGAUUCCUUGUAGGCAUUUGUCUUUGUGUAAAGAUUGUAAUGAGUUCAUCCAUGCUUGUCCUAUAUGUCAAUCCAUGAAAACUGAUAGUGUUCAAGUUUACUUGUCCUAAUCAUCGUCGAUCUAGGAUAUCGAAAGUUUCUAUGAUUGUGUUUCUUAUGUGUGUGGAUCUUUUUUUCCUCCUAUCAUAAAUAUGGUUUUGAGGUU
Messenger RNA from Impatiens glandulifera, 1397 nucleotides. Its product is annotated as probable BOI-related E3 ubiquitin-protein ligase 2. The record is from RefSeq and is a predicted model, not a curated record. The coding region runs from base 325 to 1302 and encodes 325 amino acids. Gene Ontology annotation, molecular function: ubiquitin-protein transferase activity. Lineage: Eukaryota; Viridiplantae; Streptophyta; Magnoliopsida; Ericales; Balsaminaceae. The transcript is spliced from 4 exons.